Nematolebias whitei (Rio pearlfish) is the source of this 2782-nucleotide messenger RNA. RefSeq names its product chondroitin sulfate proteoglycan 5a (gene cspg5a). Gene Ontology annotation, biological process: nervous system development. The record is from RefSeq and is a predicted model, not a curated record. NCBI's taxonomy places the organism in Eukaryota, Metazoa, Chordata, Actinopteri, Cyprinodontiformes, Rivulidae. Bases 395 to 1987 code for a protein of 530 amino acids. The transcript has 5 exons.
UGAGAAGGCUGAUGAGCGCGCGCUGCUCUCCGCCGUGCGUCCGUCUCCCUCUCAGCCACACAUAAUAAAGUGUAGUGCCCAAAGCACCGAUCCGUUCCGAGCCGAGUGGAACCUGCGCGUGUGUGCCACCCCCACCUCCUCCCCCCCCUCCGCCUCCAUCACCUCGCCCUCACAGCUCCGCGCGCCGCGUUGGGAGGCGAUGGAGCCGUGAGCCGCCCGCAGAGCCACUGAAGAACCGAGCUGCUAUGGAGGAGAAGCGCGGGGGGGCUGGAGUCUAGACCGCACUCAGACCAUCAGAUCCACCAGUCCGGACCACUUGCUGCGCCACCCGUGAACUCUGAGUCCAGGGACAGGGUUUUUGUUUCCCGUCUGCUCGGAGCAUCGCACAGAAAGGAUGCGGGGACAGAAGGAGGCGAGCGUCUUCCCGGGAUGCUGGAGACCAACGCUGCUGUGGUGCCUCCUGCUUCUGCACCUCCUCCCGCUGCCCGCGCACGGGGCUCUCGCUGGGACCAAUGAUACCGAGACAGAGGACAAAGCCAACAUCACCUCUCCAUUUAUCGAGGAGGAUGGGCCAGGAAAGUUGAACGAAGUUAUCACCACGGUAACAGGAAUGAGCAACUCCGCCACCUCUGACCCGAUCAGCACUGUGAACCCGAGAGCGGGCCGGGCACCACGUGGAGACAAGGAGGACGACCAGAGCAGCGGCAUGUUCGGUGAAACGCUGGUUCCCACGGUGGAGGAAGUGAGCGUGGUGGCACCGCCUCAGAUCAGCCCUGAUUCGGCUGAGACGGAGCACCUGUUGCCUAGCAGUCCACAUGUACCUGAAGUCAUGGAGGGAGAGGAGGAGAGGGAGGAAGAGGAGGAACAUUUGCCUCACACCAGCCCACCUUGGAUCCCUGCCAAGGACACUGCCAUGUUUGAUCUGGACCACCUAACCACCACCACUGCUGCCCCACCACCAGCCACCACCAACCCAACCAACCCGUCCAAUCCAGAUGUCCUCCAUGUAGACUUCUUUGACCCCUCCUCCCGUGGGCGUAACCUUGACCUAGACCCUCCUUCCCCUUCAUCUCUGGCCCACGAGCUGCAAGGCGGCGAUGCAACUUCCUGGGCAAUGCCGGAAAACUAUGACUACAUUACUCCCUAUGAAGACGGCGUGUCCCCCACUGUCGACGAAUACACCUACAGCACCACAACCGAUGCUUAUGAGAGUGAUGAAGAUCUUCGAGAAGCUGCUGGGUCUCCUGCUCGUUCCAGGCCCCGGCUCCCAGGGUCUGGCUCCUUCUUCCCUGGCAUUGGCAUUCCUGUACCCAGCGUUCGUGGCGCGGCAAACCCAGCCCUUUCAUCUAACGGGUGCAGAGCGGGCUACCAGAUGGUAAAUGGAAGCUGCCGCUCAGCCUGCGAGAUGCAGCCCAACUACUGCUUCAAUGGAGGACAGUGCUACCAGCUGGAUGGGGAGGACAUUUUCUGCAGAUGCAACGUCCAGGAUUACAUCUGGCACAAGGGCGCUCGCUGCGAGUCGGUGGUGACCGAGUUCCAGGUGAUGUGUCUGGCUGUGGGCGCCUCGGCUCUGGUGCUCCUGCUGCUCUUCAUGAUCAUCGUCUGCUUCGCCAAGAAGCUCCACGUGCUCAAGACGGAGAAUAAGAAAUUGCGCAAGCGCAGCAGUAAGUACCGGCCUUCAUCGGAGCAACACAAUGAUAAUUUCUCGCUGUCCACCAUCGCUGAGGGCUCCCACCCAAAUGUAAGGAAACUGUGCGACACCCCUCCUAACGUCCCUCAUGCCCGUGCAUUGGCUUACUAUGAUAACAUUAUCUGUCAGGAUGAUCCUCAUUCCCAGAACAAGCUGGAGGACCCAGUCAAGGCCCCGCCCAAGGAAGACGACGCCCUCAACAUCCACAACUCUCUGACCCCCAAACACGAGAACCACAAGGUCCUGGGCGAGGAGAACUCCUCGGAGGUAAACUCACUGCAGAACAACAUGAUGUGAACCAAAACUAAACGCCGAGCAACCUGACAACACCACACAGAAAACUACAAGGUGCACCGGCAACGGGCGUCCCUGCAACCCCCCUGCUUUUAAUUGCCCGUUGCCGAGUGAGCCUAACCGGUCAACCAACCAGCCUGCCAACAAACCAGCCAACCAACUCAGUCUGCAACUGUCUCUGACACGGCACCACUGCCACGAGCGGCCAAAACCCGUACACCGCCGCCCCUGUCCACCCCACCCCAGCUGAAAGUAACCCCACCCAACCCGCCUCACCCUACAGCAUCCUUACAUUAGACCACACCCCUGUUUUGAAGCUCCGCCCCUCUCAUUUCUAUCACCACGCUCUUCCUGUUCUUUUUCACCCGAACACACACGCACACGACGCAUACGCAUACUGUGAAAAGAUGAACACACUUAUAUGUAAACACUCACCCCCACCCCCCACCCCCCUCCCCACCUGCCUGCAUUGGUGUAUUUUGUAAAAAGAAAGAAAUCAUACAGAAGUUUAAAAACGUGGGUGAAAAAUUGUUGUAAAAGAAAAAAAAAAGAUAAUGCUACUGAGAGUUUUUGAUGUUUGUCUGACUAAUCCAGUGAGUAUGUAUAAAUAUUGGAAAAAAAAAAAAAAAGUUUGCUUGGAUUCAUUUAAAGGAAGCAACACAAUGUGUCUUGGUUUUGAUUGAUGUGGUUUCUAAUCCUUUGAUGUACUUGGUUUUUUUUUUUUGUACUUUUUGGAACUUUAGACAAAGAACAAACAAAUGAAAUUCAGACAGUUGUUGAAAUAAAUCCUUUUUAAAA